Molecule: messenger RNA, 1258 nt
Organism: Aspergillus sclerotioniger CBS 115572
Lineage: Eukaryota; Fungi; Ascomycota; Eurotiomycetes; Eurotiales; Aspergillaceae
Product: alpha/beta-hydrolase
Exons: 2
Coding region: 32-1102 (356 amino acids)
Molecular function (GO): hydrolase activity
Source: RefSeq, a predicted model, not a curated record
CCCAUCAACUACUACCAUCCAAUCUCCAUCCAUGGCUCCCAUCAGAUUCCGCCAUGACCCAAGUUGGUCUUAUCAACAAGGAAUGUCCGGCUCCAUGCUCAAAGCUUUCCUCCGCACCUUUACAGCUUUGCACAUGAAAUGGCCCCUAUCGCUCAAACCCCACCAUGAGUCAGAGAGGUUUGUGUUGAUCAAUCCCACCCACCCCGAGUACUACACUGGGGUGAUGGAGGAUCCAGUCAUCCAGCCCGAGACCAUCGGGGCCACCUGGUAUCCCGAACCCUAUUCACCCGACUUACCGCUCCCAGAAGGACAGCAUGUCAUUCUGCAUCUGCAUGGGGGAUCAUACAUUCUUGGGGACGGCCGAACGUCAUCCUGUAACUUCCUCGCGAGGACCCUCCUCGAACACACCCCAUCAAGCUUCAUGCUCUGUCCGCAGUAUCGGUUAGCGUGUAACCAAAAUGGCCGUUUCCCGGCUCAAUUGCAGGAUGCCCUCGCGGCAUAUGUUUACCUAAUCCACACCCUCAAGAUCCCACCAUCUCGUAUCGUGCUCAGUGGAGACAGCUCGGGUGGGCAUCUCGUUUUGGCGCUUCUGCGCUACAUUGUCGAAUACAACCGCCCAGAACGGCUGCCCGCGCCCAAAUGCAGCUGGGCCUGGUCCCCGUGGUGCGAUGUCCCCGCCGCGGUUGACCCGAGUGCUUGGACACACAGCACCAACUACAAGACGGAGUAUAUUCCAGGAUCCUUCCCAGCCUGGGGAGCGAGGCAGUUUCUAGGCGAUGCGGCCAUCACGGAUCAAGUGAAGCCGUAUGUGGCUCCGAUCUGGCAUCCAUUUGUCGUUCCCUCACCCGUGCUGAUUAUGACUGGUGGGCGGGAGGUCCUCUGCCAGGAUCAUGAGAAGCUGGCGCAAGAGUUCCAGAAGCUUGAGGGGAACCAGUCUAAAGUCGAGCUGUUUAUGGAGGAAAAAGUGCCCCACGAUGUGCUGAUGAUCGGGUGGAUCAUGGGGUUCAAGGACGAGGCGCGUCACUGUGCCAUCGGGGCUGGGGAGUUUCUGCAACGGAUGGAUGCAACCCCUCGAGCGAGUGGGAUGGAUGCUACAGCUUAAGCUGAUUGGGGUGUAUAUCUGCUGUAUAGUGGCAUAGCGAUAAAGGAUGUAUUUCUCGAGUGCAUAUAGUGACCUGCAGUCGUGUCGUCUUGUAUCAAUUUUCCUUAUCACAUUUCGGUAUUUGUCAGCUGGGCGAGUUCAGAAGUUUGCACAGGA